This is a messenger RNA of Pseudomassariella vexata, 2124 nucleotides long. RefSeq names its product WD40-repeat-containing domain protein. The transcript has 2 exons. NCBI's taxonomy places the organism in Eukaryota, Fungi, Ascomycota, Sordariomycetes, Amphisphaeriales, Pseudomassariaceae. Gene Ontology annotation, molecular function: protein binding. The record is from RefSeq and is a predicted model, not a curated record. Bases 238 to 1644 code for a protein of 468 amino acids.
AAUCUCAAUCACCAUGUGACGAGACGACCGACACGCCUUUGGUCUACCAGUGGUAUGACGGACCCUUACAGAAACUUCUAUCUAAGCAGGAUUCACUUAGCUGUUCAAGAUGGUGUGACAGCUUGAAUCAGCACAUGGCCCCGAAGCUUGUUUUCUUCUGCGACUUCGGAGCGCAAGGCUACCGACUCGGAGACCAGAGGUUCAGAUAGGGCGAGAACAGAAUUGGAGCCUGCCAAGAUGGCUGAAGCCCAGGGGACGGUAGCUGAACGAAAUCCCAAUGACAGGGUGUGUCUGCUUGCCUCCACUGGCAAUAUCACAUUUCAGGAUACAUCAGAUCCAUAUUCACCAGCGGACGCCUCACCAGCGGAUACCGAGCCUCGCGGCUACUUCGAGUCAGCUCAAUGGACCCCAGAUGGCACAACAAUACUGACAUUGUCAUCUUCUAAUACAAUCUCUGGCUAUGUCGUACCUCAGGACCUCCUUGCGCCUCAUAUAGAACCUCUAUCACUUUAUCCACAGAGCACCAUACCACUCCCAGAACCUACCAACGUUCUGGCCUCAUCUCCAUAUUUCAAUCUCUCAGAGGCAUACACAAACCAGCUCCUGGUGUCGAGUCGCGAUCAUCCCAUCCAGCUAUUCUACCUUUUCCCGCCGUUGUCAUCCCACGACAACAACUCAGUUUCGCACGCGCCUUUAGCCUCUUACCCCCUGACCAAAGCCCGAUCCGAGACAUUCCUCACCGCAACAUCGCUGGUGUGGCCCGCUCCCGGAUCUCACUUUAUCGCAGGAUGUAGGAACCUCUUGGCAAAAUUCGAUAUCACUCGCACCGGCGAGGAGCCACUGCUGCGCAUCAAGACUAUCCCGUCCGAACGGCACCUAUCCAAGGGUGGCGGUGUCGGCAUGCGCGGCACCAUUUCUACGCUAUCUGCACAGCCGCCAGAUCAGAAUGGCGGUAGCCUCGUUGCUGCGGGCACGUGGACCCGGUGGGUGGGAUUAUAUGAUUUUGCGCAAGGGGGCGAAUGCAUCUCGACGUGGAGUGUCGAGUCAGCGGCCAAGGAGACAGCUCUUGCCGAUGGCAGUGGUAGUACUGCGGGAACUGGCGGCGGCGGGAUCACACAAACAAUUUGGAGCCCAUGUGGAAGAUAUCUACUCAUCUCUGAACGCAAGUCGAGGGGUAUUCUCGUAUACGACGUUCGCGUGACUGGGCAGUUGCUCGGCUGGUUGAAGGGGAGAGAAGCACGAACCAACCAACGGAUACAGUGUGAUGUUUUCCCGGGGCAAGAUGAUUUUGGCGGCUUUGAAGUCUGGUCAGGGACUACUGAUGGCACUGUCAAGAUGUGGGAGGGUGUGGGGAGCCGCGAAGGAGCCAAUGAGCCUGCUUGGGGCUGGGAGGGUCAUGGUUCCACGGUGGGAAGCACGUGCCUACAUCAGAGCGGAGCGGUUGUCGCAACAUGUUCUGGUUCUUGGACUUUCCCCGAGGAUGAAACCUGCGAACUUCCUCACGAGGGAAAGCAUGUAGGUGGUCGGGAGUCGACGGCUUGGAUGCGUAGGACGAAUAAGGAGAGCAGUCUGAAGUUUUGGGGCCUUGGAUCGCAGAGCGAUAAAGAUGUCACUGAGCAUUCAGACCCCGGGGAUGGCUCUUGAGUAAGGAGGCCGAGAAGGAACUCAUGACAUUCGGCGACAUCAUGACGGCGGAGAUGUGCCCAUGCCUGGGAGCACGAACAUGCCGGCUCCACAGCAUCGGCCUAGAUGCCAAUUGGCCUUUUAGCCUCUUGCUAGUUUAGAUCAAGUCAGAGGGGUACCGUUCAUCAAGCAUCCUUGUGAUUAUAUUUAUACCCACGUAUUUUCAUAUCUAUCGAAGAUCAAAAUUUUCUCAUGGAUUGAUUUGGCCGAACCAGUUGUGGUCACAUCUCACAUGAGUAUUCCCCUCUCCAGUUCAGCGCAAAUGUUUUUGACGGAAUACAAAGAAAGCUCCCUGUAUAUCCUCAUGCAGAUCGAUGCUUUGACGAUGACCCUGACAAACCCCAUGCCGCCUUGAUAAAAUCAGAACACUUCCCGCUAAUUCCAUAGGCCGGUAUUUGAGUAUGCCCGCCAUGCGAUUUGGGCAUGAUGCUACAUUCAGCC